AAUGUUCAUGAGCGUAAUAUAAAUGUUUUAAAAAUAUACAUUAUUGGAGACAUUCAAGCCGCUGACAGCAUUUCAAUUUUCGCGCUCACGUCCGGUAGGAGUAUGCUGAUUGGUUCGAUUCCUCAGGCUGGCGCCAUUUCUUUUUACGCGACGCGACGCAUCGUGCACCAUGCCAUCUCCGCCUCCGUUGGCUACUUGGCUCCGUUGUCUGCCGUUGUCUCUGACGGAACCGCGCCAAGGGAGUUGCGUUUGAUAACUCGUGAUCGGAGUCCAUAAAAUGGAGCCGUCGGCUACGUACUGCUUCUGUGGCGGUUCGUACGACCCGCAGCAGUUCAUGAUACAGUGCGAUGUGUGCAAAGAGUGGUACCAUGGCGGAUGCGUCGACUUGAAGGAAUAUGUGACUGUAGAUCUUGACAAGUACCACUGUCCGCGAUGCGAAACCACGUGUGGACCUUCGAUCAUGAAAGUUAGGACAAACUGGCAUAGACACGAUUAUACCGAACGCGAUGCAGAUACGAAGCCAGUUCAAACUGGAACCUCAGUAUUCAUACGAGAGCUGAAAUCUAGACACUUUUCUAAAGCUGACGAGGUUGUGAAGCAUGUGAAAGGCCACCAAUUGACUUUUCAGUAUUUACAAAUUAAUGGCUUUGAAAAUCCUAUCAUAAUCGAUGUGAAAGAUGGACUUGACAUGACUAUACCACCUCCGAGCUUUAGUGUCUGUGAUGUUGAGACUUACAUAGAUGGUGAUCGAGAUAUGGAUGUAAUCGAUGUUACCAGACAAAGUAACAUACGUAUGAAAUUAAAAGACUUUGUAGAAUAUUACAAUUCUCCUUCUCGAACAAGAGUGCUUAAUGUCAUAAGUCUUGAAUUUACUAACACUGGUCUCUCAUCUCUGGUUGAAGCGCCAUACAUUGCACGCAAACUCGAUUGGGUUAAUUCAGCAUGGCCACGAGAUUGGCCUGAGGACAGUGACAUAAAACGACCAGAAGUACAAAAGUAUUGCCUAAUGGGGGUCAAAGACAGUUUCACAGACUUUCAUAUCGAUUUCGGCGGCACGUCCGUCUGGUAUCAUGUACUACGUGGUGAAAAAGUGUUCUAUCUCAUCAAGCCAACGCCGGCGAAUUUGCAGUUGUAUCAGCAUUGGAUGUGCAGCUCGACACAGAGCGAAACCUUCUUUGGGGAUCAAGCCGAUGCAUGUUAUAAAUGCGUGCUUAAGCAAGGCCAGACAAUGAUGAUUCCCACAGGCUGGAUACAUGCAGUGCUCACACCGGUGGAUUCUUUGGUUUUCGGUGGAAAUUUCGUGCAUAGUCUCAACAUUCAAAUGCAAAUACAGGUAUAUGAGUUAGAGAGAAAGAUGAAGACCCCAGCAAAAUUUCAGUAUCCUGGAUUUGAGACGAUUAAUUGGUUCGCGGCUAAGAAAUUGCUGAAAGAAUUGAAAGAAUUGAAUAACGAGGGGAAGAAAUGUCCGCCGUAUCUUUUACAAGGUGUAAAGGCAUUGCUUGGGAUCCUCAAACAAUGGAAUACAGAUAAGGAUUAUAACAUGAUCAGUCGCGGUCAAAUACCGGACACGAUAAAUAGUCAGAAAUUACUGAAAGAUCUUAGUAAAGAGAUACGGCAUGCGGAACGAUACUUAAUAUCCUUAAAUCCGCCGAAGCCAGAGCGCGAGAGUAAACGAAAGAAGAGGAAGCCGUUGAACAAGGAUUUCGUAGAUUUUGAUUAUGCCGAUAAAAUAGCCAAUAACGCUUUUAAAUCGAACAAAGCCACGUUAAAGGAAGCAAAUAAAGCAACGUCAAAGGAAACAAAUAAAUCAACAUUAAAGGAAACGAAUAAAGUAACGUUAAAGCAGAAGAAUAAAAUGGAACCUGCUUUGAUCGAACAGCCAUUAGCGCGACCGCCGUUGAAGCUUACAUUGCCGAAACCGAUUAUGUGUCCCGUGGUUAAACCGCCUGUGACAGAGAAACCAACCGCCAACAGUAAUAAACGACAAUUAACCAAGCCGGGAAAACAGAGUCCUACCGUAAUUAGAUUUAAGCUCGGCAACAAUGAGGUUGUCAGAAGUACAAAUGACAAUAUAAACGUUUACGGUAGCGGUAUUGUGACCGGUCACUCAUUCGAGACGACGAAGGAAACGCUAUCGCCAUGGAAUCAGACGUCGUCCGUGUACGAUUUUCACGAUGGUAGCAACGAGAGUGACUACGGUCUCGUGAUAGAUGAAUCGCAGAAGCGAAAACGGGCUCCGAGAUCGAAGCGAGUCAAACGCGAUUACGACGGUGACGUUGACGUGCUGAAUAACGCACCGAAGAACGGUAUAGAGGAACUGUUAAAGGCGUCAGCUUAUACCCUUGGAAAUGGUACUCCAAGGGUUGAUGUUACACCACCAACCACGAUUUCACAGUACAAUCAGCCUAUGCCGCCGCCUACUGGUUCUGACAGGGCGUCACCGUCCACACGGGAGGCGAUUGCUGGGAUGCUGUCGUUCAGCCAGCAGAGUUACUCUACAACAAGUAGUUCUACGAAAUCGUCAAAGAGACCCGUUAAGAGUCAACAAAAUGACGAUGAAGAUGAUGAUCAGUUGAUAGAAAAUAUCGACAAGGUUCACCAAGAUGAUGAUUUUAUUUAUCCAGCUUUAGAUGCUUCCGACGACGAAGAUUAUAUGUUUUUUAAGCCUAAAGCAAAGAGUCAAAUUGACGAAGCAUGGAAUCCGAAAGCUAGAGUGGGACCUCUUUUACCAAAGACAAAUCGACCGGCACGGGAAGGCGCGAAAAAAACGUCUGUGGAAAAGGGUCUGGAAGCAGCUGCGGCGAAGAGAGCUAAACAAUCGGAUGAAUACCUGGAUAACGACAUGGACAAGGUUACCAAGAAAAAAUUGGGUGCCAACAAACGAACGUACAAUAAAAAGAAACAAAAAGAUCCUGUGGUCCCUACAGUAGGAACCACGUCAUCGACUACAGUUUCUGAAAAUGUUAUAAAAUCACCUCCCGGAUUCGGAUCCAUACUAACAAGUCCUAACAGACUCAAGGAUGUUAAAGCUAAACUUGCAGCACCUGUUCCAGUUGAACGAAAACCGAAAAAGGGGAUGAAAACGGCGAAGCAGCGUUUAGGGAAGAUUCUGAAACUUCAUAAAAUGAUGCACUAGAUGGAAUUAUUAUUAUAAAAGAGGAAGGAAACAUCACGUCAUUUUUCACUUGUGUAUAAAACCACAUAGUUGUACAUUACCAUGUAAAUAUAAGAAAUUUUUCAUUAAGGUGAUGCAGACCUUACAAAAGCGAAUUAGUUUUAAAGAUCAACGUCAUUUUCUAAGCGAUACUUAUAUUUAUUACUACAUCGUAUUUAAUUUUAGGCAAAUAUACAUAUAAUGACUCUUUUGAUAUCUUGAUAUUUCAAUAAGAUGAUAUAUAUAUUGUAAUAAUAGGUUACUAAUGCUUUAUGUCAUAGUUGGGAUGUUGUAUUGAUUUUGUUGUUGAUGCCUAUUACUUAUUUUUAAAUUAAUAAUUGAAAAUCUUGAAAUUUUAAAUAAAACAUUGCACAAUUAUAUAUUAA
Molecule: messenger RNA, 3540 nt
Organism: Monomorium pharaonis (pharaoh ant)
Lineage: Eukaryota; Metazoa; Arthropoda; Insecta; Hymenoptera; Formicidae
Product: histone lysine demethylase PHF8
Exons: 13
Coding region: 278-3136 (952 amino acids)
Biological process (GO): regulation of transcription by RNA polymerase II; protein demethylation
Molecular function (GO): transcription coregulator activity; histone demethylase activity
Source: RefSeq, a predicted model, not a curated record